UCCACGGAAACGUGCAAACCAUACCGCUGAGAUUUUUCGCUAGUCACUUCUCGCACUAAGCAAUAGCUAUUAGAAUCAAUCGUUCUGCACUAAUCACCACAAAAUCGCAAAAUGGCAACUACAACCAUGCAUUUUGGCCCCGAGUGGAUGCGCGCGAAGCCACAAACUCCUGCCGCUCGCCCCCAAGCACCUCCCUCUCCACCUCCUCCGGCAAUAUCUAAUACACAGCAAACGAACGCGUCAACUUAUUCUGCACUCGUUACACCUGCCGCCGCACCAGAGCCUGAGAAACGUGAUGAAUGCCGUCCUUUCAGAUAUUCAAAGGAAGCAAUGCUCAGAAUCUACAAAGAGGGUGGCGGGAGGGGCGGUCUGGGAUUAGAGGUGGAAAGGUGGGAGGGCAUUGUACAUGAAGUCAGCAGUGAACCCACAGGAUUGCGCGAAAUGAGCGAUGCGGAAAAGAAGCUGUUUGCUGGGCCACUUAAUUCCGAACUUCGACGGCGCCAGUCUACCGACCUUAUAAGCACGCUGUCAUCUCCAUCUGAUAGACCCAGGUUGAACCAUUCCAAUACCGGAGGAGCGAGUCCUAUGAGAGGGUUUGGUCUUAUGGGAAGGAGGAGAGACAGCACAGAUCAACCACCACUUGCAUUACCUCGUAAAUUGUCUGUGUCUAAUGCACAAGGUAAUUCUCCACGCGACGGAGCACUGCCUUCCCCUCGUACCCGAAUAGGCGGCUUUGCUUCAGGAUUCGACGGUGUUCUUAACGGUGGAGAUUCUUGGAUGGCUAGACGGCGAACAUCGGAGAGCGUACUGAAAGUUGGAGGAGUAUCUACGGGGACCCGUCCGGAGAGCAGAGAAGAGGAUGCGAAAGGACAUAAUAUCAAAGAAGUGGAGGAAGAACACCCAGUACAAAACACCGCGCUCCAGCCUAGUCCUUCCGGCGCUUCUCAAUUAUCUCCAAUCCCUGAUUCCCAGCCCCCUGAUAUCACAAGCAGCAGUCCGAGCCAGCAACCUGCGCUAAGUGCAGAUUCUGCGGCACAUCGUAUGACUGGAAUGAGUCUCGGUGAAAAUGGGCAGACCAGCGCGAACUUUCAUCUCAACCCGGUGACCGACAGUCUGACGACGGGUCCACCACCGGGUCUUGAUCCGGCUAGCAUUGAGUGGUCAUACCUGGAUCCUCAAGGUCAAGUGCAAGGUCCUUUCAAAGCUGAUAUAAUGCAGAAAUGGUUUGAUGAGGGCUAUUUCACUCCCGACCUCCUGAUGAAGCGCACUCAUAUUGAUCGAGAAUGGACGGCGGUUGGGAUUCUUGACCACCAGUCCGCUGGCGGGAAAAUAUUUCUUUCACAAUUCCCAACGUCCACCGGACCUCCUGGUCUCAGUAUCCGUACCGAUUCCUCGCAUAAUUACUCCCCCGCUCAUGAGCAUAAUACAUUCAGUGGAUACCAGCCUGUGCCAACUCGGACUCUCCGUACUGCAACAUUGGACCCAUACCUUAAUAGCGCCUCUCCUUUAGAUUCUCCCUCCUCGUCCUUUGGUGGUGGGAGGUUUGGCAACGGCUCCCCCGAUACUUCUGCAUUGGCGGGGAGAGUCGGAAACCUUUACACUGGCGACUCGGGACUUGGCUCUCAUGGUUUUACUGUAAAUCCAGGUCCGUUCGGUCCAGUUGGGGACCCCCGCUCGUCGUUCAACACUUUAGCACCUGGCAGAACUUCGUCACUGGACACAUUCAGCACCUAUAAGAAUAACAAUAACUCCCAAUGGCCACCGUCCAUGACCCAGAAUGUGCAACAUUUUGGUGGCAGUGAGCAUUCCCUUGCGACUGGUUUCAACAAUGGCAUUGGCUCGGGCGUCAUGCCGGUACCUGUGCCAAUUGCGCAGAGCCACUCUUUCACACAAGAGCCCUCGUAUAGUGAUGGCACGUACAACGCCAUGGGCAGUCUCGGCGCCUCUCACGACUCACCCAUCGCACGGCACCCCGUCGAGACGAACGGGCUAGGCUUCAACAACCUAGGGAUGAACGGUUCACCUUACGUGCAGCACUUCCCCCAGUCCCCUGUCGUGCCACAACAGCGCUCGUCUACAUCGCCGUUCGGUGAAGUUCUCGCAAAGGUCGCUGAAGCCCCUGCCGUGCGGACACCAGUGUCUGCGGCGCAGCCUGAGAAUGUGUCAUCACCCUGGGGCGCACCCGAGUCUGCUCCUGUACGCCGCCCUGUGGCUGAGAUCCCUACCCCGCCCCCUGUUUCCCAGCCACCUCCAGCUGCCUGGAGUCAACCCCCGCAACCCGCCCGUAAUGCCCCCAAGUCAAAAGACCCUUCACCAUGGCUGACAGCCUCCCUAGGCGUCGUUGAUGAUGGAUGGCGCGAGGUUCCUGGCCCAAACAGUCUCACCGUGAGCAACCUCGGGCAGCAUAAUAAGAUGUAUGAGGAUGUGGAUGAGGAGUCUAACGUUGCUGUGUCACCCAUUGGGGGAACGGAGGAGGAAGCUGCACCUGUACCCGCGUCAGAGAUACCCCAGCCAGCGCCCAAGGCCCCAACCCCCGCUCCACACAUUGAGCCCCUGACAUUUACAGCGCCCAAGGCCAAAGUCAAAUCCACUGUUCGUGAGGCUCAGACACCCGCCCCGGCUUCUACACCGAAAUAUACACCUCCCGCACCCGCACCCGCACCCGCACCCGCACCCGCACCCGCACCCGCACCCGCACCCGCACCCGCACCCGCACCCGCACCCGCCCUAGCACUCGCACCCGCCCUAAAGAGCCCAUCUCCUGUUCCAAAGCCUGCGUGGGCGACUGAAGACGAUGCGAAAAAGGGCAAGGCAUCGCUCGGUCUGCGCGAGAUCCAAGAAGCAGAGACAAAGAAGGCAGAGGCACGUAAGGUUGCAGAACGCGAGCGACUUGCACGCGCCAAUGUGCCUACCCCACCUGCUGUCGUCGAAGAUGCGCAGCCGUUCAUCGCAUCGUGGGGACUUCCAACCUCUCAAACGGGUGCACGAGCUGCUGUGACGCCAAGAGGUGGAGAGGCUGCAGCAACACCUACAGUGAGUGCUCCGGUGUGGACGUCAACGAGUACGGUACCUGCCAAGAAGACGAUGAAGGAGAUCCAGGAGGAAGAGGAGCGCCGGAAGAAGAUGGGACUGAAAGAUUCGAUGGCGGCGACGGCUGCAAGGCGCGGAUAUGCAGAGACUACUUUCAAGGUGGUUCCUAGUGCACAGGGCCCUAGUGGCGGGGCAUGGACGACGGUUGGCGCAAAUGGCAAGACAAACGCACCUGUACCUGCACCUGUACCCGCACCUGCAUCUGCACCUGCACCUGCACCGGCGCCCGUUCGUCCAGCUGCCACUCCAUCCGUAUCUACACAAGCGGCGCCUACGCCUCGCCCCAAUGGUAUAACAGUCCGCUCGACUUCGCAGGCUUUUACAAAGGCUGCUGCUGGCGCACCAUCACACGUGGACGACACGCCCGUUACGUCUACCCACGAUUUCCUCAAGUGGCUGAGCGAUACGCUGAAAGGGCUCAAUAAUUCCGUGAACCUGGAAGACAUAACGCAGAUGCUCCUCUCUUUUCCCCUUGACCCAGAUCCUUCUACAUCAGAGAUCAUUUCCGACCUGAUCUAUGCGAAUAGCACUACGCUCGAUGGGCGGAGGUUCGCAGCAGAGUUCGUUAAGCGCCGCCGGGCUAGUGGGACAGCCGGACCAGGACCAAAUGGGAAUGGAAAAGUGUCGAUCGCAGACGUAGUGAAGGCGGCGCCACGAGCUGCCCAACCGGAAUGGGGCUUCAAGGUAGUGAAUAAGAAGAAGAAGGGGAGGGCGUGAGUGGGAGUAGGAGUGGGGGCAUAUUUUUAGUGUUGUACAUGCAUACUCAUAAGGAUGCUGAGACACUCAUUCGCUUGUUUUUUAUCAUCUCAUGAAUUAAUUUUCUCUGUUCGAGUCCUAACAUUGUGAUCAUUAAUGCUGUUUUGGUUGUACUUCAAGUGACCAAUCGCGUCAU
Molecule: messenger RNA, 3982 nt
Organism: Suillus subalutaceus
Lineage: Eukaryota; Fungi; Basidiomycota; Agaricomycetes; Boletales; Suillaceae
Exons: 6
Coding region: 112-3807 (1231 amino acids)
Molecular function (GO): protein binding
Source: RefSeq, a predicted model, not a curated record